Messenger RNA from Chrysochloris asiatica (Cape golden mole), 2109 nucleotides. It is a transcript of the gene ZNF527, whose product is annotated as zinc finger protein 527. Gene Ontology annotation, molecular function: DNA-binding transcription repressor activity, RNA polymerase II-specific. Bases 113 to 1945 code for a protein of 610 amino acids. The record is from RefSeq and is a predicted model, not a curated record. Gene Ontology annotation, biological process: negative regulation of transcription by RNA polymerase II. Lineage: Eukaryota; Metazoa; Chordata; Mammalia; Afrosoricida; Chrysochloridae. The transcript is spliced from 5 exons.
UCUGGGAGGAGACAUCGCGGGUCUCGGGUUGCGGCCCCAGAUUAUAGAGCUGCAGGCCGGGAGGGAGGAUUUUGUUCUUCUACAAAAGAGAAUACUGAAGAAGGAAGAAGAAAUGGCUGUUGGACUUUGUAAAGCCAUGUCCCAAGGAGUGGUGACCUUCAGGGAUGUGGCUGUAGACUUUUCCCAAGAGGAGUGGGACUGGCUAAACCUAUCGCAGAGGGAUUUAUACAGAGAUGUCAUGCUGGAGAACUACAGGAACUUGGUAUGGCUUGGACUCUCUAUUUCUAAACCCAACAUGAUCUCAUUACUGGAACAAGGGAAGGAACCUUGGAUGUUGGAGAGAGAGAUGUCAGCUGGUCAAUGUGCAGACUGGGAGUCUUGGUGUGAAAUCAAGGAAAUAUCUCCAAAAUGCUACCUUGAUGAAGAAGAAAUAUCUCAGGGAAUGGCAACAGAAAAGCUUACAAGCCAUGACUUUGAGUGCUCCAAUGUGAAAGAAGCCUGGAAUUAUGAGGGUGAAUUUGAGCAGCAUCAGGGAAAUCAGGAGAGAUAUUUCAGGCAAGUGACAACUGUUAAGGAAAUCUCUACAGGGCAAAGGGACCAUAAAGAUAGUAAUUCUAGGGGAAACAUCCCCCUGAAGCCCAUACCUUUAACACAACAGAGAGUCCUUAUGGAAGAACAAAUACAUAAAUUUGAUAUUUAUGAGAAAAUCUUCCCCCAAAAUUCAGUCAUAAUUAAACAUACAAGACUCCAUGCUAAAAAAGAAUCUUUGAUAGAUAAAGAAUGUGAAAAAGAAUUCAACCAGAGUAUGCACCUUACAAAAGAGAAACGGAUUCCUUCUGGUGAGAAAUCUUAUGAAAGUAAUGAGUUUUCAAAUCUCUUAAGUUUUCAUUCAUUACUUACUCAAAAUCAGACUACACAACUUGAAAAAUUACCCCAUGGAUACAAUAAGUGUGAUGAUACCUUUCGCUGUUACUCAUUUUUUACUCAACCUCAGAGAAAUCACAAUGGAACAAAGCAAUAUGCAUGCAGUAGCUGCGGAAAAGCCUUUAGCCAUGAUUUUUUUCUCAGCAAACAUCAGAGAACUCAUAUUGGAGAGAAACCGUUUGAAUGUAAAGAAUGUAGCAAAGCCUUCAGACAAAGUGCACACCUUGCCCAGCAUCAGAGAGUCCACACUGGAGAGAAACCCUUUUCAUGCAAUGAAUGCGGGAAGGCCUUUAGCCGUUAUGCUUUCCUUGUUGAACAUCAGAGAAUUCACACGGGAGAGAAACCCUAUGAAUGUAAGGAAUGUAACAAAGCCUUCAGACAGAGUGCACACCUUAAUCAACACCAGAGAAUCCACACUGGAGAGAAACCCUACGAAUGUAAUCAAUGUGGAAAAGCCUUCAACAGACGCAUAGCCCUUACUCUACACCAAAGAACUCAUACAGGAGAGAAACCCUUCAAGUGUAAUGAAUGUGGGAAGACCUUUGGCUAUCGCUCACACCUAAACCAACACCAGAGAAUUCAUAGUGGAGAAAAGCCCUAUGAGUGCAGCAAAUGUGGGAAGUUUUUUAGAACUCACUCACAGCUGAAUCGGCAUCAUAGAAUUCAUACUGGAGAGAGACCAUUUGAAUGCAGUAAAUGUGGGAAAGCCUUUAGUGAUGCGUUAGUCCUAAUUCACCAUAAGAGAAGUCAUGCAGGAGAGAAACCCUAUGAAUGUAACAAAUGUGGGAAGGCCUUUAGUUGUGGCUCAUACCUUAAUCAGCAUCAGAGAAUUCACACUGGAGAGAAACCCUAUGAAUGUAAUAAAUGUGGGAAGGCUUUCCAUCAGAUCUUGUCCCUCAGGCUACACCAGAGAAUUCAUGCUGGAGAAAAACUCUGCAAGUGUAAUGAAUGUGGGAAUCAUUUCAGCUGUGCCUCAGCCCUAAGGCGACAUCAGAGAAUGCACAAUAGAGAAACCUUUUGAUUAUAAAAAAUAUAUAAGAAAGAACACAUUUAGUCUCUACUCUUUAUUGAAUAUCAUUUCAUUAUUUUAGGAUCGUAAUUCUAUGAACAUAGUAUAUAUGAGAAAGUCUUCAGCCCAUGUACUCUCCUUAUUUGAAAUAUAGUGGAAAUCUGAGUAGUGGACAU